UCUUCUUGCAUCUACGCAUUUCUAGAAACUCACUCACUCAGUCCGGUAGACAACACGAUGGCGGCGUUGACGGCAGUGGCGCGGCAAGCAUCGCACCUAUCUCGACUAUCCGCUUUUAAAUCAGUUAAUACAACAAAUCAUGGCGCCUUACUUAUCCAGCGACGCGGUCUUGCUGGUGGUGGUGACCACCAUGGACCUCCAAAGGUGAACUUUUGGCAAGAUCCAAUGAGUCCAUCGAAAUGGAAAGAAGAGCACUUUGUGAUCGUCUCCCUUACCGGUUGGGGGUUGGCCUUCUAUGGAGGUUAUAAGCUCUUCACAAAGGGAAAGAAAGAGAAGAAGGAAGAGUUGGUGAAGGAUCACACUAACCUUGGACGUGCCUAAUCGCCUUGAAUAAAGCAGUUAUUACGGCCAUGCGGUUUUAAAAUUUUGCCAUGAGUGUUAAAUGGUUUUCCUCCCGUUUCCUUCUAUUCUCUUAUGGGAAUUGCACAUGAAUGUUAGACAAUCAACUAUGUAAUUUCCCUUUUUUUUUUUUUUUUGCUCUCUGUAGAAUGGACCUUCAUUUAGGAACACUGCCUACUAAUGUUGUGGUGUUUAUUUCUUUUGAAACUACUG
Molecule: messenger RNA, 612 nt
Organism: Lycium ferocissimum
Lineage: Eukaryota; Viridiplantae; Streptophyta; Magnoliopsida; Solanales; Solanaceae
Exons: 4
Coding region: 58-381 (107 amino acids)
Source: RefSeq, a predicted model, not a curated record